AUGCACAAGAGACAACCAAGCACCUCGUCCCCUAUUUCAGAUAGUGUGAAAUCGAGGCCCUUUGCAAUAAAUCCUCAAACAGAUGCCCAAACCAACACGCCAUCUCGUGUUAAAGCUAAAUUACCUAAUAGAACUACAAAGAUCUCACAGAAACUCACUCUUUUCCCCGAGGAAUAUGUACCACAAGUCGACGAAAUAGGUGAAACUUAUGAUCAAAUAGAUAAGAUUCCUGAGGGAACUGCGCGAAUUGAAGCUGAAAAAUUCUCGCGUGAAGAACGAGAUAAACUUCCGCGUGUUACGGCUUAUUGCACUGCUUCAGCUUAUCAAUUAGAUGAUUUGAUGAAAUGUUUUCAGUCGCGUCGAAUUCAAAAUAGCACUGCACCAAAACGCAUGGAUGAAUGUCCUUUUUCUUUGCAGCCACCACAAUCUCCACCUACAGCAAAUCUUUUAGGAAUUGAAGGCUCCGAGAGGCCAUCACCAUUUGAACAAACUAUACCUGAAGUGUGUAUCUUUGAGUAUGGUGUAGUUGUGAUAUGGGGUAUGACUGAACAAGAAGAACAACAACUAUUGCGUGAAUUGAUGCCAUUCGAAGAAAAUCGACUUGCUAUCAAUGAUAUUGUAACUGAAGAGUUUCAUUAUCACUAUGCUGCUUCUUAUCAGCCCAGGAUCUAUAAUGAUAUAAUAACAUUGAAGAAUCCCGGAAACUAUAUGGUAAAACUUACAAUUUCUCAUGCGGUCGCUCAAUCCGUAAAAAUGACCUUUUUUGAAGAGUUGAUUGAAGAUACAAUCGAGUCUACAAAACAUAUACCAAAGACUAUGGCCGAGACUGGUAGUGUUCAAAUGUCAAGAACUGCCAUAACCAAAAAAAUUGGCCAGUUAUUUAUUAUGAGGAUCAAUAUCAAUUUGGUGAGUAACAUCUUAGAUACACCAGAAAUUUUCUGGUCCGAGCCAGCAUAUGAAGAACUGUAUAAGGCUAUAAGAGGUUAUUUGGAGAUUUCGCAUCGUGUAGAGCUCCUAAACCAGCGUGUCGGUGUGAUAAGUGAUCUUUUGGAUAUGUUGAAAGAUCACUUGACUAGCACCCAUAGUGAACAAUUAGAAUGGAUCAUUAUCGUUUUAAUUGUUGUGGAGAUUAUUGUCGGAUUAAUGACUAUUUUCAUAGAAUCUCUUGCAUACUCGGUAAAAAAAGGUACACCCUAA
Ambispora gerdemannii is the source of this 1197-nucleotide messenger RNA. Lineage: Eukaryota; Fungi; Glomeromycota; Glomeromycetes; Archaeosporales; Ambisporaceae. The record is from the annotation of a GenBank genome assembly.